Rodentolepis nana is the source of this 1290-nucleotide messenger RNA. NCBI's taxonomy places the organism in Eukaryota, Metazoa, Platyhelminthes, Cestoda, Cyclophyllidea, Hymenolepididae. The record is from the annotation of a GenBank genome assembly.
AUGUCUGGAAGAAAAGAAAUUACCCCAUCCAAUGAAAGCUGUCGGAAUUCUUCCUCUAAAAUACCCCGUCUACUGCGACAAAAUUCCAAACUUGAUGCCAAUACAGGUAACGAACCUGUGUACGUCGAUGCUGUGGAUGCCGUCACUGGAGAGCACCGAAAAAUUAUGUAUAACAACGCGAAAGUCAUUGGAAGUGGCUCUUUUGGUAUGGUCUUUGUUGCUCUCUUAGAUGGGGAACGAGAAGUCGCCAUUAAAAAAGUUCUUCAAGACAAACGCUAUAAAAAUCGCGAACUGCAAAUUUUGCGCGAACUUAGGCAUCCCAAUAUCGUCUCAUUGAUUUAUUACUUUUACUCAGUUGCGAGUUCUAAACCCAAGGAUACCUACUUAAAUUUGGUUCAAGAAUAUGUUCCUCAAGCCCUAAGUCGUGUUGUUAAACACUAUUGGCAUGUCAGACAACCUAUUCCCAUGAAUUAUGUCAAGCUGUAUAGUUUUCAAAUGAUUCGCGGACUGGCUUAUGUUCAUAACAAAAAUAUCUGUCAUCGGGAUAUAAAACCACAAAAUCUCCUUGUUAAUCCUGAAACUGGGGUUCUAAAAAUCUGUGACUUUGGAAGCACGAAGGUUCUAGUCCCAGGUGAGCCAAAUGUAUCCUAUAUCUGUUCGCGUUACUAUCGUGCUCCAGAGUUAAUUUUCGGCGCCACACAAUACACUGUGAGGAUCGAUAUGUGGUCAGCGGGGUGUGUGAUUGGUGAACUCUUGUUGGGAAGGCCUCUGUUCCCCGGGGACUCCGGUGUCGAUCAGCUUGUAGAGAUUAUCAAGGUCCUUGGAACUCCUACUUUUGAACAAGUAAAGGAGAUGAAUCCACAAUACAGCAAAUUUGUCUUUCCGAGUAUCAAGUCUUGCCCAUGGGAGAAGCUCAUCACAAACCGCACACAAUGUGAUGACGCUUUCGACCUCUUGCGAGCUCUUCUAGUCUACAGCCCCUCGGAGCGUCAACCGGCUGGAGAAGCUCUUUCUGCAGCCUUCUUCCAACAAGUUUUCUCCCACUCCUCCUCAACUGAUUCGCCAAGUACUUCCUCAUCCAUGUCUGGUCUUCGACCUAUUAAACCCUUCAGUGAUGAAGAAUUGGGCUAUCUGCCGCAGAAUGUGGUCGAAACCAUAAAACGCUCAGGUUUGGUCCAAUCUUCCACAACAGCCAAUAACAAUCACUCCUCUGCCGUUCCUCCUCAACCCAUUCCUUCCACGUCGACAGUAACUAACAAUCGAAGUAGUCGUCGUGGUUCCUCGAACUGA